This is a messenger RNA of Aptenodytes forsteri (emperor penguin), 360 nucleotides long. Its product is annotated as histone H2B 5. Gene Ontology annotation, cellular component: nucleosome. The record is from RefSeq and is a predicted model, not a curated record. NCBI's taxonomy places the organism in Eukaryota, Metazoa, Chordata, Aves, Sphenisciformes, Spheniscidae. The transcript has a single exon. Gene Ontology annotation, molecular function: structural constituent of chromatin; DNA binding; protein heterodimerization activity. The annotation marks the transcript as partial.
GUUGUGUGUGGCGGUUGCCGUGACCGGACCGAGAGCGCGAUGCCCGAGCCGGCCAAGUCGGCGCCCGCCCCCAAGAAGGGCUCCAAGAAGGCGGUGACAAAGACCCAGAAGAAGGGCGACAAGAAGCGGCGGCGCAGCCGCAAGGAGAGCUACUCCAUCUACGUGUACAAGGUGCUGAAGCAGGUGCACCCCGACACCGGCAUCUCCUCCAAGGCCAUGGGCAUCAUGAACUCCUUCGUCAAUGACAUCUUUGAGCGCAUUGCUGGAGAAGCCUCCCGCCUGGCCCAUUACAACAAGCGCUCCACCAUCACCUCCCGGGAGAUUCAGACGGCCGUGCGCCUGCUGCUCCCGGGAGAACUG